UCGUCUCCCCUUCGGCGGUCGUCAAAUCCCCUGUCCACUUGUAUAUAUAGUAAAGCCAGACCUCCAAAAGGCAUCAGUGUGCAUUCAACCAGUGGAUUUGAAGCGUUCAAACAGUUUUCCCAGAUUUAAGAACUACAGAAAAAUGAAACUGUUUAUCGCCCUGUCCGCUUUGAUGGCCGUGGUGGCUGCUGGUGGUGAUCACUACGUGGAGCAUAAGCACAUUCCGAUCGUGCACAGCGAGCUGGUCCAGAGCAACGACGGUAACUUCAAGUUUGGAUACGAAUCGGGCAAUGGAAUCGUCGUCCAAGAGGCAGGUCACGUCAAAAACUUUGGAAGCAAGGAUCAUGAGACCAACGUUGCUCAAGGAUCGUACUCUUACGUUGAUCCUCAUGGAGAAGUUGUUUCUGUGAGCUACGUCGCCGACGAGAAUGGGUUCCAUGCCCAAGGAUCGCAUAUCCCAACGCCACCACCACUACCAAAGGAGCUGGUUGAAGCCUAUGCCAAGGUGGGCAGUCAUCCAGAGGCCCACCACGAGGAACCAGCUAGUUACAAGGGUCACUAAGCAGAUCCGGUGUCGCGGGGAAGCGAGAUGCCAAAAUGUGAUAGUCUAUCCGAUUGUCAGCCGGAUAGUGCCUAGUGAAAUCAUUUCUAUUAUAUUUAAGAAACACAUGUAAAUAAAAAUGUUUAAUUAGGAAUGCUUUCUUAUUGUUAGCAGGAGA
Molecule: messenger RNA, 719 nt
Organism: Aedes albopictus (Asian tiger mosquito)
Lineage: Eukaryota; Metazoa; Arthropoda; Insecta; Diptera; Culicidae
Product: endocuticle structural glycoprotein SgAbd-8-like
Exons: 2
Coding region: 143-562 (139 amino acids)
Cellular component (GO): chitin-based extracellular matrix
Molecular function (GO): structural constituent of chitin-based larval cuticle
Source: RefSeq, a predicted model, not a curated record